AACAGAUGGAAGUUAGAAUAUCUUCACGAACUUCACAGAAGAACUAAAUGGAAAUAUGAAAAAGAGAAUAUCAAAGAAGGAGAUUUAGUUGUCGUAAAAGAUGAUAGAUUGGCUCCGCAUGAAUGGAAGUUAGGUCGUAUCGAAAAAACGUAUCCAGGUAGUGACCAAAAUACCAGGGUUGUAGACAUACGGACGGCAAGUGGCAACAUUAGCAGACCCAUUACAAAAAUUGUCAAAUUGUUUUCCGACUGACUAGUCGGAUUCUCACUCAAAAAAGAAUUUAGUACUCGCCUUAAUUUCUUUUCAGAUAUGGCCGCUUACUUGCCCAACCAGGACUGCCGUCUGGACGAUCGCAACCGUAGCCCAGACUCACCUGCCCGUCCCACAGCAAGAAGCGCCAAUCGACCCAUACGGCCCAUCCAUCGACCCAGUUCCACAUCCCCUGAAAGGCGACAGAGAAGUCGAUCCGACGUAAGACCCCGCCAACGCCAAGAAAGACCUAGCUACUGGCAAUACUCAUGUGGACUAUGCCAAGAAGACCAUGCCCUCAGUGCCUGUGAGAGGUUCCGCCGGCAGACGCCCUUCCAGCGAUAUGAGACCGUGGAGCGUCGGGGGUAUUGCCGAAAUUGCCUGGCGAGAAGUCAUUUGGCCCCCGACUGCCCGUCUUUAACUGGUUGCCGGAGAUGCAACGACCGGCACCAUACCCUAUUGCACGGGGCGUCUCAAUUGGAGGAGGUAUCCCUAAAUAUAGAAGCCGUCACCACCCCAGCUUUCGCGUGGGACUUAGUAUUUGUACCGACGGCUAUGGUACGCAUAACGGCCGAGGGUAUGGAGGGUUUCAGCAUGUUGCGGGCCAUAGUUAGCCAAUCGGCGACGAUGUCCAAGAUCUCAUAUGCAGCUUUCCGUCGCCUGGGUCUGCAGUCGCGGAGCUACAAAGGGGAGCGAUUCACAACCUUCACAGUUUCGCCCCGCCGCACGAACAGUACUUGGAGUCUGAAGGUAAAUGCCGUAAUUAUCGACGAUCUCCCAAGACGCAUUUACUCGGACCCAAUACUUGAAGACCCCACUAGAUGCUUCACGAGCUACGCCUUAGCUGACCCUGAUCCCAGAGGAAAUAGUCCGAUCGAUGUGGAACUGGGAGCGGACACGUACUCCGCCAUAAGGAAAGAUGGGUGUACAGCAGCUGGUAUUGGAGAUGUCCUGGCCUACAACACUCAACUGGGCUACGUGUUUGCUGGGCCAAUCAAGAACAUGCCGAGGAACUGAAGACCGAAGAUCCUUAUGUGAACAUUCAACAACAAGAAGAACAUUACUAAACAAGAACAUACAACACGAAGGUGAAAAAACUUACAAACUACUUAAACGACUGAAUUAAAAAAUGUGUAACUUCUGAAUACUUAAAAUCUACUGAAAAUGUUGUUAAGAAAAUAGUGGAUUAAAAACUAUGAAAAAUUUUAUAAAAUAAAUAAACUUAAGAACUAUUGAAUUAAAACCUAAGAACUAGUAAAUUAAAAAUUUAAAAUAAAUUACAAAACUUAAAAACUAAUUUUACCUACUCCUAAAUUGCACUAAAACCCAAAAAAAAAGCUACUGAAAAAUAAUAAUAAAUAAAAACCCGCAAUAGAAAAACAUAAUAA
Musca domestica (house fly) is the source of this 1637-nucleotide messenger RNA. RefSeq lists its product as uncharacterized. Lineage: Eukaryota; Metazoa; Arthropoda; Insecta; Diptera; Muscidae. The transcript is spliced from 2 exons. The record is from RefSeq and is a predicted model, not a curated record. Bases 310 to 1266 code for a protein of 318 amino acids.